UCCAGGCAUUUGACACUGCUGAGAAUUGCUGGGAAUAUGAUUGUUGGGAGAGUCCCCGAAGAAAUAGUUCAGUUGAACCAACUGGUUGUUCUUGACCUUUCUUCUAAUCAACUUUCUGGGGAAAUACCAGUACAACUUGGAAAUUUAACUGAAUUAAGCUACUUAAGCUUAAACGCUAACAAACUUUUCGGUCAAAUACCUUCACAAAUUGGAGCAUUGUCCAAUUUGGGAUAUCUGGAUCUAUCACAGAACAUGCUAAGUGGUCCAAUUCCAAAUCAAAUUGGGAAUUGCAUAAAACUACAGUUCAUGAGUUUGAGCAAGAAUGGCUUGAAUGGUUCAAUCCCAGACCAGAUUGGUUAUCUUGUAGCCUUACAAACUUUGCUUGAUUUGAGUUACAAUUCACUCACUGGAGAGAUAUUGUCUGAGUUUGGAAAGCUUGUAAAUCUUGAAAAUUUGAAUCUCUCCCACAACAAUCUCUCUGGUUCCAUACCCAAUUCUGUAGUUGACAUGGUUAGCUUGUUGUCCAUUAACUUGUCUUACAACGAUCUUGAGGGUCCUCUUCCUAAUACCAAGGCCUUUCAUUCUUCUCUGAAAUAUUUUGCUAUUAACAAAGAUUUAUGUGGUGAAAUCCAAGGAUUGAGGUCAUGUAACACAUCAUCAUCUCCCAAAAAUACUAGCCAUAAAAGUGAACACACUCGUAUGGUCGUAAUUGUCAUCACCUCUUCCAUUUUGUUACUAUUUCUCAUAUUCAUGGUUGUUGGGAUCAUUGCACUUUACCGCAGAGGACACCAAGUGAGUGUGCAAGAAUACCAGUCCCAAUCAAAUAACGAAAACCUCUUUUCAAUUUGGAAUUUUGAUGGGAGAAUUGUGUAUGAGGACAUCAUCAAUGCCACAGAAGAUUUCAAUGAUGAGUAUUGCGUUGGGGUAGGAUGGUCAGCAAGAGUUUUCAAUGCUAAGCUACCAAGCGGCCAAGUUGUUGCGGUGAAAAAGCUGAGCACCACAACCGAAACAAUGGAGAUUGAGGAUUGCAAGAGCUUCACGAAUGAGAUAGUCACGUUAACAGAAAUAAGGCACCGAAACAUUGUGAAACUCUAUGGCUAUUGCUCUCAUGAAAGGCACACAUUUUUGGUUUAUGAGUACAUGAAAAGAGGAAGCUUGGCAAAUGUGUUGAGCAGUGAUAAGGAAGCAAAGGAGUUGGAUUGGUUCAAGAGGGAGGAAGUUAUUUUAAGUGUAGCUCAUGCUUUGUGUUACAUACAUCAUAGUUGCAUGCCUCCAAUAAUUCAUCGUGACAUAUCGAGCAAGAAUGUUUUGUUGAACUUGGAACUUGAGGCUCAUGUCUCGGAUUUUUGCACUGCAAGGUUGUUGAAGCCUAAUUCCUCACAUUGGACCACGGUUGUAGGCACAUAUGGAUAUCUCGCGCCAGAAUUGGCAUACACAAUGGGAGUGAUAGAAAAAUGUGAUGUGUAUAGCUUUGGGGUUUUGGCACUUGAAGUUUUGAUGGGAUCACAUCCAGGAGAACUUAUUUCAAGCCUAAAAUCAUUGGUUGAUUAAAGACUAGAACUUGAAGAUGUGUUAGAUCAUUGUCUUUCGCCUCCUUCUGGUCAAAAAAUUGAAGAUGAACUGAAUUCCAUUGUGAAGCUAGCACUGUGGUGCAUACAUGUUGAUCCACAAUCGCGACCUCCCAUGAAUGCUGCAUCUCAAGUGCUUGAAAAAAAGGUAGGUGAUCACCGGGUGCUAAGCAAGAACAAUCAAGCUUGGCCAAAGUAAAUUUCAAAUUUGAAUAAUUAAAAAUGCGUACUUUUGUAAUAUGUGAUGAUUGUAU
Camellia sinensis is the source of this 1822-nucleotide messenger RNA. RefSeq names its product MDIS1-interacting receptor like kinase 2-like. Gene Ontology annotation, biological process: protein phosphorylation. Lineage: Eukaryota; Viridiplantae; Streptophyta; Magnoliopsida; Ericales; Theaceae. The record is from RefSeq and is a predicted model, not a curated record. Gene Ontology annotation, molecular function: protein kinase activity; ATP binding.